Molecule: messenger RNA, 3659 nt
Organism: Toxotes jaculatrix (banded archerfish)
Lineage: Eukaryota; Metazoa; Chordata; Actinopteri; Toxotidae
Gene: znf185
Product: zinc finger protein 185 with LIM domain
Exons: 34
Coding region: 380-3151 (923 amino acids)
Source: RefSeq, a predicted model, not a curated record
UUCAGGACAAUACCUUCCAGAGAUAUUGUGGCAACGUGCUUUAGAAGGAGUGAAUUCGCAGCCUUGGGAGUUUUACAACUAACAUUUGCAUUCUGAAUUUGGCAGUACUCCACACUUUUGCAUAAGCUGUAGCCUGCGCCUACUUUCAGAUAAGGGAACACUCCUCAGUGUUUCAUUAGUGUUUUCCUUUUUUUUUUGUUUUUUUUUUUUCUUAAGUUCCCUGUGGAAGCGUGUUUGCCUUUGAACAGUUCAUUUUUGACCGUAAAUAACUGAGGACUCAACUAAUUUGGAUACGUGCAAAAGAAAUAUUUUCCCAAUCACAUGAAUCAUUCUGUGUGGCCUGGAAAAAAGAAGAGAGAGAGAAACCUUGAGAACAAGCAUGUCAAACAAGGGGGACAGAGCAGCUGUUUUUCGUACCACCAAAGUGCGGACCAAGCUGAAGGGAGACGGCAGCUGGUUGCAGCGCCGCAGUGAACCUCAGGCUGAAACUGAGGAGGAGAAACCCUGGAUAGCAGAGGUAAGAGCCAGUCGUUUGAAUGGAGCCCCUACAGAUACCAGUCCAGUGUCUUCCCCAACAACAUCCACUCCGCCACCCACCAAGCCUGACACUGAAAGAGCACCAGCAACAGGAUAUCUGAUCAGAGGCGUUUUCACUAAACUGGAAGAUAAGCCUGCGUCAUCCUCAACAUCUAAUGGCUUUAGUGGAACAACACAAUUCAACAAAAAACCUUCAGAGAGCUACAAGAAGAUAGCCCUUCACACUGUGAGGCCCACUUCAGAGACCCAGGAGAGCCAGCUUAGCCAGGAGGAGCAGGAGAGACGGAAAGAGGCAGCUAGCAAUGUUCUGAAGAAAUCUGCAGUCAGGCAGCGGUCGUAUGUGCUUUCUGCUGCUAAGAAAUAUGACUCUAAAGAAAAAGCACCUGACACCCCAUUGGUCAACAGCAGUCCAUCAUUUGUGGCUAAAAGGGUGGAGAUUACUGAUGAUGAUGAGAGCAACAUGACUCCAGCACCUGCCAGCUCUCCGGCCCCCUCCCCCGUCUCACCCGUCGCCCCUGUCACAUCUGUUGCCUCUGCGCCACAGCCCAAACCAAGGAAAAUAGUUGACACCAGUGUAAAAACAGCUGUUAAUGUCGCUGUCGAUGAGCCGGUGGCUCCAAAGGUGGAGGAGACUGCACCAGAGCCCGUGCAAAAAGACCCCGCUCCAGUGUCUGUUACAGAAAAAGACCCGUUUGAAGACGUGAAACCAGGGUGCACCAAGGUGGCCACGCCUCUCCCUGAACUUGUCCCUGUGUGCGUUGAAGCAGUCUGUGCCAAGCCAGAGCCUGAGGAUUCAGGUGUCUCUGGGAAAGCCGGGACCCCUCUGGUUAAACUUGUCCCUGCAUUACCAACCCCGGCUCCAACAACAACUCCACCAUCUCCUGCCCCAGCUCCAACUGUCCCAGAGCCACCUGCUCCAGUGUCUGCUGUAACAGCGAUCGCAGUGAAGACAGAAUCUGAACCUGAAGUAGAGCCUGGAUCAGAAUCAGAGCCACAGACAGAGCCAGAACCAGAACCAGAGCCAGAGGAAAAACCAGAACCAGAGCCAAAACCAGAACCAGAGCCAGAGCAAAAACCAGAACCAAAACCAGAACCAGAAUCUACACCGUCUCCAAAGCCGAGCUCCAGCGGUGACACGCUUACCGCCUUGUACGACACUCUCAUUCCAUUUGACACAAGUUCAACCAGUUUCAAGGAUGAUGAGCCAGUGCUGGCAAAGGAAGAGGGAGGCUCAGCGGACAGUCACACCACAGAGAACAGUGUUGAAAAGGAGCCAGAACCAGCACUCAGCAACUGUGAACCAAUAACAGACGAUCUCCUGGCUCUUGAUGAUAGUCCAGAGGAGUCAGCAGAGCCUGUUCCCCCCAGCCCAGGACGCUGGAGUCAGGAUCUGCUUAGCGCACUAGACAGUGAGGCAGAACCAGCAAAGACCAGUGGCACCCUGGAUCUCCUGGCUGAUGAUAUCAUUUUAAUCAACACAGAGGCUCGCAGCCUCAGCACACAGCGAGAGGAGGAGAAGCAGACAGAUGAGACAGCCAAAGAAACACAAAGCCCCACGGAGACAGUCACUAUAACCACCACAACUGUGAUCAUUACUGACAAAAGUGAAGAGGACCGUGCAGAUCCCUGGAGCUCACAUGUGACAACUACAGUCACUGCAUCAAGCUCGGCUGAUCCGUUUGAUCCAUAUCCGAUAGGGACCACAUCCCCUAACAGCUCCUCUGACCUGCUCCAGCCCCUCGCAGAUAUUUCCAUCAACAGUGCACCAGCCCCUACCAUGGAGAACAAAGACUCAGGUCCAGAAACAAAUAUGAGCGGUGCUGCACUUACAUCCCUUGCAGACGACAUCAUCCCCAUUGACACCGACACCACAAGCCCCAGCACUCAGUCUCAGCGGUCAUGGGCACGCACAUGGGAAACCAGCACACCUCAGCAGACUAACGCAGAAGAGAGCCAAGAGCCGGAGCCAGAAGGCCAAGCGGAAGAUCAACAGACGCUGAUCAUGUUUGAGAGAAAGUCCACUGAGAAUGACUCCCCAUGGGACAGGUGGACAUCACCCACUGUCUAUACUGUCACUACCACUACAGGAGAGGAAGAGGAGGAAGAGGAGGAGGAGAAGGAGGAAAGCCCUGAGGAUACACAGACUCAGACAGUCACGACCACCACCACUAUCAGGGAGAUGCACAGUGAGCCAGAGCCUGCUAUGGAUCGGACCGUGACAGAAGAAGACCGCCGUGUCCAAACACCAGAACCUGAGGGCAAAAAGGCGUUUGUAUAUGUGAAGGAGUAUGUCAAUGCAACGGAGCUGUCCUUGCAUAACACCAGAGACACAAUGGAAGGCAAAUCAGAUUAUUUGACAUCAAGCUCCGUCAGUGACUCUUUUAGCAGUCCCCCCACUCACUCCAGUGGCUCCCUGUCAUCCACAUGUACAUACUGUGGAGAGCAGGUGGGACAUGACGCCAGGAUCACCAUUGAGCACCUCAAUAUCAACUGUCACCCUGACUGCUUCAAGUGCGCUGUGUGUAGUAAGCCUAUGGGAGACCUUCUCUACAGUAUGUUCAUACAUGGUGGUAAAGUCCACUGCGAGUGCUGCUACUCCAAAGCUUUGGACUGAUUAUCAAAGCUCUUCAGCAGCCUCUUAUCCCCCCCCCCCCCCCCCCCCCUCCCCGUUCAUUUGCAUAUAAAGUGAGAACUGGUCUUUUGCAAAAGUUUGGAUUGUGUUCAGUUUGAACUUUGCUGUGGUUUAGGGUGAUCAAAGAGAUUGUUACAGGGAACAAUAUGAUUUCUUCAUGUGCAUUUUUACAUUAGGUUCAAUUUCUAAUUUCAUGUUACUGACCUGAACUGAACAUGUUAUACGAGCUUGUUUUUUUUUUUCCCCGGGUGGUGAAAGCUGUUUCUGCCUCAGUAGCCUAUGAAGGAUAUGUCUGUACAACAUGAUGCGCUAACAUGUAGCUGUGAACAGCCUAAAACUGGCAAGUGGGGUACGACAUUAUAAUUUAGCAACACUAGUUGUGCAAGAAUAUGACUUUGUUACAAAAUGUUUACUUCCUUUGUUCUUAUGAUACAAAAUAGUGUGUUCACAUGUAUGAUGCCUUGUUAACAAAAUAAAAUGAUUUAUAUGA